This is a messenger RNA of Anarrhichthys ocellatus (wolf-eel), 1272 nucleotides long. Its product is annotated as V-set and Ig domain-containing protein. Bases 31 to 1272 code for a protein of 413 amino acids. Lineage: Eukaryota; Metazoa; Chordata; Actinopteri; Perciformes; Anarhichadidae. Gene Ontology annotation, cellular component: plasma membrane. The transcript is spliced from 7 exons. The record is from RefSeq and is a predicted model, not a curated record. Gene Ontology annotation, biological process: regulation of actin cytoskeleton organization; regulation of bone resorption; regulation of osteoclast development.
UUGUUGUGUUGUUUCUUCAGCAGUCUCAUCAUGGACGUCCAGUGGGUCUGCAGCACUUUGAGUCUGUUAUCGGUUAUAGGAGCGCUCAGCUCCGGAGACGACGGCUGGUACACGAAGGUGCAGCCGGAGGUGCGAGCCAUCGAAGGCUACCCGGUGGUGCUGCCCUGCACCUUCAGCCACCCGCAGCACUCCCAGCAUUCCUCUCUGCAGGUGUUGUGGCGUCUGGGCCACGGUCAGGAUUCCACCGUCCUGUACCGCUGCUCCAGCGGGCCGGGGGCCCCCACCUGCGAGCCGGGGCCCCAGCAGGACCGGCGCUACCGGCUGGAGGGAAACCCGAGGGAGCACGACCUGUCGCUGCGGAUCAGCAGCGCCGCCCUGCAGGACAGCGGGCGCUACUACUGCAGGGUAGAGAUCCAGGGACGGGAACACAUCAGCUUUGAGGACAAGAUGGGGACCCGGCUGAGAGUGGAGGCUCCUCCUAGGAUCUUGGAUCUGUCAGUAGAAGGUAGCGAUCAGUCCGGGUACCGAGCCCUGUGUCGGGUUCAGGGUUCCCCGCUGCCGGACGUCCAGUGGCUCGGCCCCGAUGACCCUCUGGUGGGUUCUCUUGUGGGUUCUCCGGUGGUUCCGCUGGCUCAGGGCUCGGCGGCUCACUUCCACACUGUCAGCCAGCUGAGAGACGUGGAGCCGGACCGGCGGUACGUCUGCAGCGCCUCCAACCCGCUGGGCAAAGAGCAGGCCGCCCUGUACGUCCUGCACCCCCGACCACCGCUCUACGUGGGCGGGGCCUCGCCUCUUCUGCUGCUCCUCCUGUCGCUGUCUGUGGGGGCCAAGCUCCUCCUCCUGGUGGGGGUGGGGGUCUGGAUGGUGCAGGGAGGAGCUCUGCAGGGACUCGGAUGCAGGUGGAAACUCAUGAUGGCACACUGGCCGUCGUGCACUGUGUCGGGUUCCCCCUCCUCCCAGUUGGUGUCUUGGACAGGAGCCCCGUUCAGCCAGUACCACUCACCAGAAUGGGAGCUGCGACGCAUGCCGAUCCAAACCUCCUGCAGGCCGUCGUUCUUGGUCUGGAGGAUUCUUUCGGAGAUUUGUUUCUGGAGCCGGGCGUCAGGGAAGCUGACCAGCUCCAGCUUCUGGUCUCUGCAGGACAGUGGUUCCGUUGAUCCUGGGUACCGGCGGUAUGAGGUACUUCUUGACCAGUUUGUCGAGUUGGCUGCAGCCAGCAGCAGCAGGAGGAGACCUGAACAUGUCGAUACACCUGAAAGUCCUUCUAGAUGA